Messenger RNA from Staurois parvus, 332 nucleotides. The record is from the annotation of a GenBank genome assembly. NCBI's taxonomy places the organism in Eukaryota, Metazoa, Chordata, Amphibia, Anura, Ranidae.
UGAUUUUGCAUUUCCAGGGAGGAGAACUGUUUUGUUUACUAACAGUUCUCCAGCCUGUUAGCUCGGGCACAGCACUUUGGAUGGCUGUGCACAGCACAGUCAUCAAAAGCAGUGUGCUUACAGUGAAGCACACAGACACCACCCCAUAAUAAAACACACCCCGCACACAGUUAGCCCUUUGAUCGCCCCUCAUGUUAACCCCUUCCUGCCCAGUGCCAUUAGUACAGUAUCAGUACUUUUUUUUAGCACUGAUCACUGUAUUGGUGUCACUGGGGAUGUCAGUGACACCAAGUCACUUCCCCCCAGUGUCAGAAUGUCCACCACAGUCCCGC